Molecule: messenger RNA, 1881 nt
Organism: Folsomia candida
Lineage: Eukaryota; Metazoa; Arthropoda; Collembola; Entomobryomorpha; Isotomidae
Exons: 7
Coding region: 1-1881 (626 amino acids)
Source: RefSeq, a predicted model, not a curated record
AUGCCUUUCGAACAGUAUUUGAUCUCUCGUCAACGCGCCUGCUACAAGUCGCCGUUGUCCUACAAGUCACUCGACCCCACGCCAGAAUGCACCACGGACAAGUACACGACCUUCUUCCGGAAGCGGUGGGACGCCCUCGCGACGAAGGAUCCGUGUCGACGCAACCCUCGAAAAAGAGAUCCGCGUGCCCACUGCAAGAUAAAUCCAUUUAAGGAACACCACGCGAGCAAGGCGGAUGGAAAUGAUGAUGACAACGUCUGCAUCGAGCCGACUCAGGGGUGGAUGUCGAACUACAAGAGGGACUUUCCUGUCCCGUACUCGCACAAUAAUGUGGAUGACUGCUGCAAAGCGCCCUGUCCAUGUGACCAAAAUUCCAUCAAACCACCGCAGAUUGACUAUUGCUGUCAACCGAAGGAGGAGCUGCCCCCGUUGGACGAUAUGACGACACACCGCUGCUUCUUUUACGAGAAACCUGUCCCACCGCGACCUCAGAGGCGGGUGGAACCCUAUGUUCCGAACCAUUGUCCGAUGGAAGGAGCAACUUCGUACAGAUUGGAUUUUCCGCAUAAUAAACGUGUCCCCAAUGGUCCGGUGACGGCAGCCGUGACGAAACAUGGGAUGUGGUCGAUGGAUCAAUUUUCGGAAGAACCACUUUCCGAAGAAACUGAACAUUUGACUCAAUUUCCACCCAAAUGUGACACACAUCGUCGACCUAUUCUGCCCAGAAAUAGUCUCACUUCUGGAACCGGGUUAUUUGCCAAAGCGUCGGAAACAUGCUACCAGUAUGGACCGAAGACGGUGAAGUAUCCCCAAAUUCCGGACUGGGUGUUGCAGGAUUCAGUCUGGGUUCCGCCAUGUCCGGAGAUGGACGAUUGCACGACGUACAAACAUUUCUAUGUGGAACAUCCCCUGCCAAAGUAUCCUCCAAGGAGUGACGUCAUGACCUCUCCCGGGGCCAUCCCAUUUCCCACCCUAAACAACAUGUGGUACACUUGCUGUGAUCCGAAAGUAGAGCAACGCACGCCCGUCGAACUCAAGGAUAACGAUCCCUGGCCGUACGUCAAACCUUGCCCGAUUCGAUACCAAGAUAAUCUUCAGACCGAUCCGUGUGCUCCGUUUCGAGACGAAACCACGCAAAAGUUUGACUUUACUCCGAAACGGAAUUGUUCUAAAAUUACGAACUAUGCGCCUUGUCAAGGAUACACGCCACCCAUUCAACCCUUCAAUGAUGACACCACGAACCGCAUCUCGUUCCGAGCCUAUAAUCAAACCGAGUACAAAAACGCCAAGUUUAGUGCUGGCAAUACCUGCGGAAAAGUUUGGGGUCCGUUUCAAUGUCCGCCAAAAGUGGAUACAUGCCUUCCCCGAUUCCCAGCGCCAUACGGUCAUCCGCUCAAACCAUUCACCAAACAAUGUCCCUGCGGCCCAUUCGAUGACCGAUCCACGUAUCAUCACGACUUUAAAUUCCGCAGCAAAGAAAUGGUCCGUCUCCUUGAGGAGGAAAUGUGCGAGACGAUCUCCGUCCAACGGGGGACGUCGCUCUAUCGCCACGACUACGUUUUGCAAGAGGGUCACCGUGCCGAACGGAUGCCACCACCGCCGAACAAAGGGGGUCGCUGCGUGAACCCGUGCUCCUUCCAAGAAACCGACACCCUGUAUCGGAAACAAUUCAGGGACUUUUGGAAGAUGGGGGAUCGCAAAAAGCUGGAACUUUAUCGCGGCAAAAGAACCGAUCCGGCCGCCAUCAAGAAACAACGCGAAACGGAAGCGAGCAUUGAGCAGGAACCGUACGAAAUUAUAGCAACACCGGCAGGAACCACGGUGCAGGAUGUGUUGAGAGACUUGGAAAUGAAGCAGAAAAGUAAUAAUUGUGAGAACUAG